CAUUAGCUGUCAUAUAAAACACCUGUAACAGGGAGCAAAUGUCGUAAGUCGUAACGUGGAACCGCUCUCACCUGCAGCCGAGCCCCAUGCCACUGAACGUCGGCGACACCGGCUACGGCAGCGUGGCCGACCCGGGCCUCUCGGCCAGCGGGGCCGCCGGCUCCUCGGAGACGGCCGCUCUGCUGGAAUUAGCGGGGGAGGAUGAACAGGAGUGGCGGCCCAUGAGCAAGGAGGCGUUGGAGGAGUCAGCGGGCGGGCCCGGUUGGAGGAAGCUCCGCUGCUACCUGGUAGCGCUCUUCUGGCUGGCGUGGGCAGCCACGCUGGCCACCGCCGUGGCCGUCAUCGUCACCAGCUCCCGGCCGGCGGCGACACCGCUGGUUUGGUGGCAGCAGUCGCUCUUUUUACAGCUACAGCCUGACCUCCUCAACGAGACGCCACCUGAGGGCUUACGUGCCUUAGACGCGCUGUGUGACCGGCUGCCGUACUUCAAGUCUUUGGGUAUCAGCGCUCUCAUCCUGAGGGGCUUGUUGGACCCGUUCAACGCCACUGAGAGCGGGCCGCACAUCCGGCGUCUGCUCGGCCAAAGCGACAGAGCGGGCCUCAAAAUGGUUCUGGAUGUGUGCGGCGUGCAGCUGUUUGGGACCCGUGAAGGCGAGAAUGAAGAAGCCUCGAAUGCCACACAGGACGCACUUCGCUUCUGGUUGGGUCAGGGUGUGGCGGGAUUUUUGAUUUGUGACACAGAUGCAGCCUAUACAGAAAAGUCUCUGAUGCUAUGGAGAAGUGUUUUGGAGGAGUUCAAUAAAGAGGAUGAACAAAGGAUUGUUGUGGUCAAACAGACGCGAGAGCUCAUCCCGCCGCUGAGAGUCUCCGGCCGGCGCCUCAACAUCACCUUGGUGGACGUGGUCCUGAGGUCCGUGCUGCCUGACUCUCCCCGCCCUCUUUCGGCCCACCAGGUGGCCGGCGCCAUCGAGACUCACCUGCAGAUGGCCGCGGACACGUGGCUCGGGUGGACGGUUGGAGGAAAAGCGCCGUAUGACUUGAGGAGACUGUUGCUGGUGCUGCUCAUGACGCUGCCGGGGACGCCCGUGGUUCAGUAUGACCAAGUGGAGCCCGCACAGGGAGGAAAUGGCAGCGACUCAUCUGACUUGACAGAAAAGUUCAAAUUGAAGCAUUCCAUAGUGGCCCUCUUCAGCUCCCUGAGUCACAACAGAGCACGUGAAGAAGCCCUCCUCUCCGGAAGUUUCACUUUCCUCCCCUUCAAUGACUCCUCCAACGCCACGUUGUCCUCGCCGUCGUCGCCGCCCACGCUGGCCUUCCUUCGCUCGUGGGGUUGUGUCCAUUUCCUGGUGCUGCUCAACGCCGCGUCCGAGCCCCACAGCCUGGAUCCCGCCUGGGGUGUCAGCCUGCCCGAGGCCGGCGUCUUCGUGGCCAGCACGGCCAUGGAUCGCCUGGGCGCCGUCGCACUCCACACGCUGGUGCUGCGGCCCCGUGAAGCCGUGGUGGUCAAACUUUUUGAACCGGGGAACUACUCAUAAUGUCCAUGUACAGUCAACAUGACUUUUUUUUUUUAAUUAUUAAUAUAGUCAACAUGAUGAGUGCUAUUGUGUCAGAGAAAUAAAAAGAAUUACAUCUCCA
Molecule: messenger RNA, 1635 nt
Organism: Syngnathoides biaculeatus (alligator pipefish)
Lineage: Eukaryota; Metazoa; Chordata; Actinopteri; Syngnathiformes; Syngnathidae
Product: amino acid transporter heavy chain SLC3A2
Exons: 9
Coding region: 87-1535 (482 amino acids)
Biological process (GO): amino acid transport
Source: RefSeq, a predicted model, not a curated record